Messenger RNA from Fusarium venenatum, 1344 nucleotides. The record is from RefSeq and is a predicted model, not a curated record. Lineage: Eukaryota; Fungi; Ascomycota; Sordariomycetes; Hypocreales; Nectriaceae.
AUGGCCCUCCACCCUUCCGAUGUCGCGAAGCACAAUAGUGCGAAAUCAUGUUGGGUCAUCAUCCAUAACAAGGUCUAUGAUCUUACCGAGUUUCUUCCAAAUCAUCCUGGAGGUAGGAAAGUCAUAUUGAAGAAUGCAGGAAAAGAUUCCACAGGAGAUUUCGAUCUAAUUCAUUCAAUUGAUAUCCUCGAUAAAUGGCUUGAACCAUCAAAUCAUCUUGGUGAUGUUGAUGCAAGUGUAGCCAUAAACGAAGACACGACACCAAAAACCAGAGAUGGAAGCCAGAAAAGUAUAUACCGCAAACCCAAGCUGUCUCACUGCAUCAAUAUAUCGGACUUUGAGAACGUAGCCCAAAAUUUAAUGAAGACAACGUCUUGGAACUACUAUUCUACUGGAUCAGACGACGAAUUUACUCUGCAAGAAAACAACAAAUCCUUUCAGCAGAUACGCUUCAGGCCGAAAGUCAUGGUCAACGUGGAGCAUGUUGACAUCUCGACGACAUUUCUUGGUUUGCGCACUUCCGCUCCAAUCUACAUCUCAGCCACGGCACAUGCAAAGCUCGGUGAUCCGGAAGGCGAAGUAACUCUGACAAGGGCGAGUAACAAGCAUGACAUCAUUCAAAUGAUACCACUGUAUUCCUCUUUCCCACUAGAAGACAUCACCAAAGCGAGGGAUCCAGAUCGCACUCAGUGGUUCCAAGUGUAUGUCAAGAAAGAUCGAAACGUGACAAGAAGAGCUAUCGAGAACGCCGAGAAACAUGGCUGUAAGGCACUUUGCAUCACUGUAGACAACCCCCACCUUGGAAGCCGCGAGAGGGUCCUCCGACAACAACAGAGCGAGGUCAACGAAGAAGACGAAGAUGAUGAGUUUGAAGACGUGGCGGCGACAGAACUUGAUCCUUCACUGAUCAUGAACUCGACUCUAAGCUGGGACGAUAUUUCGUGGUUUCGAAGCAUCACUGAUAUGUCUAUUAUCCUAAAGGGAGUGCAACGGGUUGAAGAUGUUGUCAAAGCAGCCGAAUACGGCAUCGAAGCUGUAAUUCUUUCCAAUCAUGGUGGACGACAGUUGGAGUAUUCUGAACCCCCAAUAGAGGUGUAUCUAGACGGUGGAAUCCGUAGGGGUUCCGAUAUUCUCAAAGCCUUGUGUCUGGGUGCUCGAGGAGUUGGCAUUGGCCGCCCUUUCCUCUAUGCUAUGGCGGGAUACGGACAAAAGGGUGUAGAAAAGGCAAUUAGGAUUUACAAAGACGAACUGGAGCGUAACAUGCGUCUUAUUGGAUGUACCUCACUAGAUCAGCUUCAUCCAGGUUUGGUCAAGAUGUUGGGACAAGUUCGACAAAGACUAUGA